CCAUCCCCCUUGGGAAGGAUCGGAUAUCCAACAGCCUCAGCCUGAGGUCCAGCCCAUAAGGCUGUCACCUACAACCUUCUUCCCCGCCCCGUCCUCACUGCAGCUUUGUUAGAUUUCUCUAAUGGUUGGGAAUCCUUUCGUGAUCAUACACUGGGAGGAAAAGGAAAAAAAGACCGCUCUCUGGCUCCUGCAUGCCUCUUUUUGAUUGUACGUCUCUAUUCCAUCUAAUUGGAUGAAAUAGGAAGUCCCUGGCAGCCCUGUCUUGCUGGGUGUGCGGAUUUAACUCAGGCCAGCCCUGCAGAGGGGUGGGGAAAGAGGAAAGAGAGCAGAAGGAAGGAAGGCACGGAAGAGAAAGAGUACUCUGGAGGGACGAAGAGGAGGAGGAGGAGUUGGUAAGGACGCAGAGCAGAGAGUCCCCAUCCUUUUAUUCCUUCCUCUAUAAUGAUGAUGCUGGGAAUGAUGCUCAGGAAGCAGGCACCUGCUGCUCUGUAAUGAUUCAGCCUCUUUCAACCAGCUCCUUUGCACAACAGGAUGCUGUUGUUACUGUCUCUGCUGCUGCCAUUGCCGCUGCUGCUGCUACCCUCCUUACUGGUUUUCCUUUGGCUUCUCCUGCAUGACUCCAGCUGUGUUUUCCUCCUCCUGAGCAGCCCCCAGUCUCAGAUGCUGAAGGUGAGAAGCCGGCUGUUCACUUUGGGCUGUUGUUGGUUCAGUUAACCAAUUUUGUGGAGGAAUUGAGCUUUCUGCUUUUCCUUGCCUUGUUUUGAAGAGCCGGGGAUGGCUUGAGAAGAAACUAGGAAUUUAAAAUAAGAACCUUUGAAAAGUGGGAAGGGAGGAGGAAGCUUCACUAUGAGAAGCUUCUUUUCUGAGAAUUUCGAAGGUUUAGAUUCUUUGGUGGUCUCUUUCUGUUGGAUCAUUUUUUCUGAUGCUUGGACUCUAUUUUUAUGCCUGUGCUGUGAUGCUGUAAGAUUUCUGAAGCCGGCUUUCCUGUGAAAGGGGAUGGACCCGAAACAAGCUUUAUAAUUAAGCGUUCUUGAGAAGAAUUCCCCUUGGAAAAUACAGGCUCAAAAAUGUCGGAAGCUAGCCUGGAAAAAGCUCCACAUCCUUCAACCCAGCUGAGUCCCACUGCAUCCCUUGAUGGGCUUCCUGGUGAAGAAGAGAUGCCAGAGACUCAAAGGGAGGAAACCAGGAUGCAGGGAAUAGCAGGCCUUGCAGCUACUUGUUGUGUGUGCCUGGAGGCAGAGCGACUGACGGGUUGCCUUAAUUCCGAAAAGAUCUGCAUCGUCCCAAUCUUGGCUUGCCUGAUCAGCCUCUGCCUCUGCAUUGCUGGCCUUAAGUGGGUGUUUGUGGACAAGAUUUUUGAAUAUGAUUCUCCUACUCACCUUGAUCCCAGUAGGGCUCGACAAGAUCCGAUUACCUCUAUGGACCCUACUGCACUGUCUGCUUGGUUGCCAUCUGCAGCGCAAACCUCCUACUUCCCCCUUCCCACCAAUGAAGCCGCACAGGAGAUCAUGGAGCAACCCAGAGGCCCCAUGGUAGUUACUUCUGAGAUUGCCUCUAAUCCAUCUCCAUAUAACACUGUCCGAAAUGAUUAUUUCUUGCCAUCUUUGGUACCCUCGCUACCUCUGCCUAGCCUAAAACCUGAAGUGAAAAGACCCACCACUGCAUCCCUGGUACAAGAAAUUGAAACCAAUAUCCAAACAGCUGCACCAAAAUCAGCCACUACAUCUACUACUGGGACAAGUCAUCUCACAAGAUGUGAUGUGAAUAAGAAAGGCUACUGUGUAAAUGGGGGUGAAUGCUUCAUGGUCAAAGAUCUUCCAAACCCAAGAUAUUUAUGCAAGUGCCCAAAUGAAUUUACUGGUGAUCGCUGUCAAAACUACGUAAUGGCCAGCUUCUACAAACACCUUGGGAUUGAAUUUAUGGAAGCUGAGGAACUCUACCAGAAAAGGGUGUUGACCAUAACUGGCAUCUGCAUUGCUCUUCUUGUUGUUGGCAUCAUGUGUGUUGUGGCAUACUGCAAAACCAAAAAGCAGCGGAAAAAGUUACAUGACCGUCUCAGGCAAGGCCUUCGAUCAGAACGCAAUCACAGGGUCAACAUGGCAAACGGGCCUCACCAUCCUCAUCCACCGCCAGAGAAUGUCCAGCUGGUGAAUCAAUAUGUAUCUAAAAACAUAAUAUCCAGUGAACAUGCUGUUGAGAGAGAAACUGAGGCAUCUUUUUCUACAAGUCACUAUACCUCAACUACACAUCAUUCUACAACUGUCACCCAAACUCCCAGCCACAGUUGGAGUAAUGGUCGGACCGAAAGCAUAAUCUCUGAAAGUCAUUCAGCCCUUGUGUGCUCCUCAGUUGAGAACAGCCGCCACGCAAGCCCCUCAGGACCUCGCGGUCGCCUCAAUGGCAUUGCUGGACCAAGAGAAUACAACAGUUUUCUCCGGCACGCACGAGACACACCGGACUCUUACCGCGAUUCACCGCACAGUGAAAGGUACGUAUCUGCCAUGACCACGCCAGCUCGCAUGUCUCCUGUAGAUUUCCACACUCCAAGUUCUCCAAAAUCACCAGCUUCACAAAUGUCUCCACAAGUCUCCAGUUUAACAAUGUCUGUCCCGUCUGUAGCUGUCAGUCCAUUUAUAGAAGAAGAGAGGCCUCUCCUGCUGGUGACCCCACCCAGGCUGCGGGAAAAAUACGAGCUUCACUUACAACAGUUCAAUUCUUCUUACCACCACAAUCCUGUCCAUGAAAGCAACAGCCUACCACCAAGUCCCCUGAGGAUGGUAGAGGAUGAGGAGUACGAAACCACGCAGGAAUAUGAACCUACACAAGAGCCUCCAAAGAAACUCGUCAACAGUCGGAGGGCCAAAAGAACAAAGCCCAAUGGCCACAUUUCCACUCGAUUGGAAAUGAACACUGGCACGAGUUGUGAGAACAGUAGCUCAGAGAGUGAGACAGAAGACGACAGGAUAGGUGAAGACACACCUUUUCUGAGCAUACAAAAUGCUACAACCGCUGAACUAGAAUCAGCUGCUACAUAUAGGCUCACUGACACUAGGACUAACCAAGCCAGCCGCUUCUCAACGCAGGAAGAAUAUCAAGCAAGAUUGUCUGGUGUAAUAGCUAAUCAGGAUCCCAUCGCUGUAUAAAGGAGGAGAGAGAGAGAAAGAGAGAAACACUUUAAAAAAAACCACAUAGAUUCACAUGUAAAACUUUAUUUUAUAUAAUGAAAUACUCCAUGAUUAAAUUAAAACAAUUUAUUUUAUUUUAGCAAUUACGCUAUUAGGAUUUAAAAAGAAAAACACAGGAGGGGGAAAAAACUUUUAUAAAUUAAAUAUAUAAUGUAUAUACAAACGUGUUAUGUGCCAUAUGUAGCAAUUUUUUUACAGUAUUUCAAAAAUGAGAACGAUAUCAAUGGUGCCUUUAUGUUACGUUGAGAGCAAGUUUUGUAAAAGUUACUAGUGACUGCUGUUCCACAGUAUUUUGCAGAAGUCUCUAACAGUCUGUUUCCCAUCGGGUUCAUGGCGACUGGCUAUAUGGUCUGUAAGAACUGCAACCGUUCCCUGUCUUGCUUGUCGUAGCUCUGAUAAAAGAAAAAAAGAAAAAUCCAUACUGGCAUACCAACCUAGAAACAAAACAUGCUCAUUUCUUCUUUGAAGAGGCUUCUAUUUCCUUGCAUUUUAUGAGUUGCUCUCUGACAAAACAAGAUUUAUUUUGGAAACCUUGAGAAAAUGGGGAGGUCCAAUAGCCUGCCUUUGUUUUUGGUUUUUUUUUAAGGAUAAUACAGCUUUCAGAAGCAUAGAACUAUAUCCAAUAUUAGACAUCACUGUAGGUUUGUCCAUUUGACUAUAAUUACCCAAGAAUUUACUUGAAUUUAAAUAGGAGCUAUCACUGCUACCAACAACAACCUUUUCACUGAGACACACAUGGACAUGCAAGCACAUAGUUUUGAUUUGUGUAACAAUCUUUCCUAGAUGUUCGCAGUGGUUUGACGGAAGCAUAGUGGGAUCCAAUCUGACAGGAAGUCCUUCUAUGCAAGCAUCUUUUAAAUUAAUAGGAUAGGUCCAAGAGCAAAGAGUUUCUUGUUUUAGUGUCCUUUGUGUAGGAGAACGUGCUACUGAAUUAUCCUGGGUUAAGUAAAUUGAAGUACCAAAGCAGGUAUUUUUAGACCAUCAAGGAAGUGGAUAAAAGCAGAGAAAAUGUAAUACCCACUGCUAAAAUUACAGUAAUUUUGAAACAAUAUUUUCAGGUAGAGCACUUUUUUUUUCCACUUUAAAUUGGGAUGAUCCAUACCAAAAAUAGGACUUUGCAGUGGAUUAUCACUUCCCGUGUGCUUAAAUUUUAUAGUUUACAUAUGGGUGGAAUCCAAAUGUCGUAAAAUAAGCUCUGAUAGAAAAAGAUAAACAUGAUCUGUAUGCCUAGUGACCUAUUAUGUUUUUUACCUAAGUAUUAGUAAGACGAGCAUGUUUAUACUUCUCAGGCUCCCGUCAUGCAUGGGUUUUUGUUAUAUAAAUAUAGAUAUAUAGAUAUAUAUGCAUGUGGCCGGAAAUAGAUGGAAGCCGCCUUUCUUCGAGGCAUGUUGGAGAAACAAUUUGGACAUGAUAAGAGCAAAUGCAUUUAUUUAAACUCCAGAUUGGCCCAAUCACUUAGAAGGAUUCUAUUUCUAGAGCAACCACAUCGAGACAGGUGAAGGAAGCUUGUCUAAGUGAAAUGUAUUCCUCAGCGGAGAGGAACAGGAGGAGGGAGAAACAGAGUGCUGUGCUGUAGUUAGGAGUAAAGUAAUCAUCUAUGCUAUGAUUUUCUCCCCCAAAUAUGUAACCUCUUGCCCUGCUUUAUGCAUCAUUUGGGCAGACUAAGUUCAAACAAACAGGUCUGGUAUUUAAUUUGGCACCAGCAACAACAUUACUGCAGCUUCUUAAUUCACAAGCCAGUAAUUUAUUUUGGAGACCUGAAUCUGGAAUAAAAUUAGCCUUGAUUUAUAUCAUACUAUAGAAUGCAGCCCAGAGGCCAAAGACUAACAAACCUAUUCUCUUAGCCUUCGUAGUGUUGGCAGUCAUGUCCGUUUGAUACCGUUGUGAAUGAAAAGCAAAAUGGUUCACAUAAAAAUUAUUUUAUUAAAAUAAAAACAUGCCCAGUGCUCAAAUUUGCUUAAUAGUGGUAUCUUCACAAAAGGCCUAGUCUGGAGAAUUGUUAAUUUGAUUACAGAAGGCUAACAUGGCAAUCCUAGUACUAUGUAUUGGAAAAUAAUUAUAGAGUGGACUUCUGCAUAGCACUGGGUAGAAUUGUGCUAUAAAGUGAUAUUUACAUUUCAGAAGCAUCAGUAAAUCACAUUCCUAUGAUGCAACAUACAUUCACUGCCAGUUUCCAAAUCAUCAUAUUGACUUCAACUGGAUAUUGAAGCAAACUCUGGUGUUGACUACUGUUCUAUUACUUUAUAUAUGUUUCCUAAUAUUCACUUACAGGCUUCAAUUGCAUUCACUUUCUCUUGACUAAAUCUGGGGGGAGUUUUCCGCAUUGCCAAAACAAAACAAAACCCUAAAGCAGGGGUUUCUGGACUUCUGGACUUCAGCUCCCAGAAUUUCCCAGCCAGCAUGAUUGGCUGGGGAAUUCUGGGAAUUGAGGUGCCAAGGUUUCAAGGUUUCUUAAGCAUAAGGCUGGACAGAUCAGAGAAAGUUUUCCAGAAUGUUACCAAUCCUUGACACUGAAUGUCGACUAUGUUGUUAAUAUACAUACUUCUUCCAGUAAUCUUUCUUCAGUUUUCUGUUGUUUCAGAGUCAUUAUGGCUAUUGUAUGUAGGCUAUUCAGGGGGAAUAGUGAAACAGACAUGUACAUAUUUCACUUAGAGUACUUGAUAGAGUAUAUUGAGGCUCCAAUAUAAAAGAAAACAGAAGAAAUAAUUUCAGAUUUCAGAAAGACUAUUCCAACUCUCUAGCAUAUGAUAUAGAUUAAAAAGCAUUUCAGAAACUAAACAUUUCACCAGUUUUAUCAUGUUGUUCCAAUAGUCUUCUGCACACAUUCCUUUCUUUUAAAUACAUUAAUGCAUUGUAUUCCUGCCAGGGCAGACAAUGCUUCCAUUACAAUAAUGUCCCUAUAACCUUUAACUGUCUUUCCAUUCAUUCUUCUGAAACUAAAAACACACCUAUGCGAGGCUGUCACAUGUUCUCCUUUCUGUGCUUACCAAUACUAAAUUGGUGCAUAAACUUGAUCUCCCUCCAUUUUGGGUGCACGUCAUCAUUCCCAAAACUUUUCUUGCAGUAUUGAAGUUGGGAUCCCCAGAAGAACCUGGGGAGAGAAAUUCAUGCAUUUUGAUUGCCUUGCCUUGCUGCUGAAUCUCACUUUGGACUAGUGGAUGGGGGAAGCACUACUAGACUCUUCUUGCAUUUGAGCUUGUUGUCCUGGCAUUGAUUCCCUACUAGAUAUUUCCUUUGAGUGGAACUCAACUCCUGGUGACUUCAUAAGCAAGGGUAGUUACUUUGAUUAUAAUACUGCCUUUUAAAACAUGGGUAAACAACUAAUGUGGGCAAGGGAGAGAGUUUAAAUCAAUGCAAUAUGGCUUUCAGGAAGAUGCACUGAGCAGAAUUGCACGUACAUUGAAAAAUGGCUCUAAACCAGUUAUAAUUCUACCAGAAAAGAAAUGCAAUUAAAUUAAUGAGGAGUAAUCAUGUAACUGCAUUUAAAUUCAUUCAGCUAAACUUAAAUUUAAAUUAAAUCAACUUGAAUUUUUGCUCUGCUCCUAAUUCUUUAAUUUUAUGCUGGGUCCCUUCAGACUUCAGGUAGGGUAACUUGAACUGGCCAAUGCAACCUUCAGUCCAUAAUGAAAAUAUGCAUGCCCUGUUGUAAUAGGUAACACUACUGUGCCAGUUAGCUUAAUAUCUUACUCUGUUAAUUGAUGUGUCCAGAUUAGUUUGUGCAUGAAUAUUGCUUGUUUUCUCAUCAUUUUG
Thamnophis elegans (Western terrestrial garter snake) is the source of this 6935-nucleotide messenger RNA. It is a transcript of the gene NRG1, whose product is annotated as neuregulin 1. The record is from RefSeq and is a predicted model, not a curated record. Gene Ontology annotation, biological process: nervous system development; animal organ development; activation of transmembrane receptor protein tyrosine kinase activity. The transcript has 9 exons. Bases 1068 to 3143 code for a protein of 691 amino acids. NCBI's taxonomy places the organism in Eukaryota, Metazoa, Chordata, Lepidosauria, Squamata, Natricidae. Gene Ontology annotation, molecular function: chemorepellent activity; protein tyrosine kinase activator activity.